Annulohypoxylon maeteangense is the source of this 990-nucleotide messenger RNA. RefSeq names its product NADP-dependent oxidoreductase domain-containing protein. The coding region runs from base 1 to 990 and encodes 329 amino acids. The transcript is spliced from 3 exons. The record is from RefSeq and is a predicted model, not a curated record. Gene Ontology annotation, cellular component: cytoplasm. Lineage: Eukaryota; Fungi; Ascomycota; Sordariomycetes; Xylariales; Hypoxylaceae.
AUGUCUCGAGCAACACCUCCAGAAGCCAUCGCAGGUAGGCCCGUAGGCCCUGUCGCGUUUGGGAUGAUGAAUCUCACCCUAUUCGGCAACAUCCCACACGAGGAAGGAAUCAAGCCACUGAAGGCUGCUCUGGAUAACGGUGCCAACUUCUGGAAUGCGGGCACCUUGUACGGGACCCCUGACGCCAACUCGCUCCAUCUCCUCAAGUACUACUUCACCAAGUACCCCGAAGAUGCAUCUCGAGUUGUGCUCAGUGUUAAGGGAGCGUAUAACGGCGCUAACCAAACCCCUGACUGUAGCCCGGAAGGUAUCAGGACUUCCGUCGACGAAGCUCUGCGAGUGCUCGAUGGGCUUAAGUCUAUCGACCUCUUCGAGUGUGCCCGUGUUGACCCUAAAGUCCCCAUAGAGACCAGCAUCCGUGCCUUAGCGCAGCUGGUCAAGGAAGGCAAAAUCGGCUCCUAUGGCCUCAGCGAGGUCAACGCGGCAACAAUCCGUCUCGCAAACGCCGUGUACCCUCCUGCCGCCGUUGAAGUCGAACUAAGCUUAUUCUCGCGCCACGUUCUUGAGAAAGGUGGUAUUGCCGACACGUGCCGCGAGCUUAAAAUUCCACUACUAGGAUACAGCCCCCUUGAUCGCGGCUGGCUGACCGGCCAGUUCAAGACGUUAGAUGACCUUCCAAAGGACGACUUCCGCCGAAUGUGGCCUCGCUUCCAGCCUGGCGCUUUCGAACAGAAUGUUAAGUUGGCUGAGAUUAUCGAGGAGGUCGCCAAGAAAAAAGGGUGUACGAGCGCUCAGAUCGCCAUUGCAUGGGUCAGGUGGCAGGGCGUGCUCCCUAUCCCUGGUGCUACGAAGGUCCACCGGGCCACUGAGAACUGUAACGUUGUCGAGCUUACGGACGCCGAGGCGGCUGAGCUCCAGAACGCUUUGGACAGGAUGGAGGUCGUUGGAGACCGUUACCCGGAAAUGUUCCACGAGCACCUGAACAAGUAG